Morus notabilis is the source of this 585-nucleotide messenger RNA. Its product is annotated as acyl-CoA--sterol O-acyltransferase 1-like. The transcript is spliced from 2 exons. Gene Ontology annotation, biological process: lipid metabolic process. The coding region runs from base 10 to 585 and encodes 191 amino acids. The record is from RefSeq and is a predicted model, not a curated record. Lineage: Eukaryota; Viridiplantae; Streptophyta; Magnoliopsida; Rosales; Moraceae.
UAUCGCGAUAUGGUGAUCAUGAAGAUGGAAGGAGAAAUGAGCAACUUCGCUAUGGUAUGGAUUACGGUGGUGGCAUCACUCUGGUAUUGUCACGCCAUCGCCAAGAUCACCAAACAAGGACCAAAAAGGUUUGUCGUAAUCCUCCCGGUGACACUCCUCUUCUUUGUCCUGCCUCUAAAUCUGAGUACCAUCUGUCUCGGAGGCCCAACUUCUUUCUUCAUCGCUUGGCUCGCCACCUUCAAACUCAUCCUCUUCUCCUUCGGUAAAGGCCCUCUUUCCUCCGACCCACCUCUUCCUUUGUCACGUUUCGUUCCUCUAGCUUGUCUCCCCAUAAAAAUCCAAGAAAACGCCGGCCAAAACUCAAAGAAAGGCCAAAAAUCGCCUCUAAAUUAUGCCACAAAGGCCUUAAUAUUUGCCACUAUUUUGCCUGUCUAUCAAAACAAAUCCUCCAUCCAUCCCAAACUGUUCUUGUUUCUUUUCGGAGUAUACACCUACACCGCCUUGGAGAUCAUCCUAGCCACGGUCGCAGCCGCGAUUGGAUUUUGCAUCUCAACUGACAUGUGUACAUGGUAUUAUAAAUCAUAG